AUGUCGGGCGAAGUCAUAAGCCUUCUUUUAUCAUUUCAGCCGGAUUCACCAGAGUUCAAGUCCAAGCGCGAAUACGACAUUCAAGCUCGCCGCUUCGCUCACGACAUCGCAAACCUAUCUCCACAGCAUUUCGCAAGGGGAGCCGACACAUCACAGGAUAUAUUGGAGAUAUGCAAUCCCGCGGUGAACACGAUAGCCUACAUCUUCCCCCUCCAAUAUCGCAUUGCCGCCGCGGGGGGCACCUUCCAGUCGCCAAAACACGUCUCCGACCAACUGAAGCCCGGAGGAGCACUAUGGAACAAAGCGGUAAAUUUCCUCGAGAAUGCGGAUCCGAUACAACUGCGAUACGUGGGUGCAGAGUGGAGGAAGCUGUGUACUUACAUUGAGCAAGUGGCGAGGUUCACAGGCACACCUGCUCUUGCGAUAUCGCCAAUACGGUCCGGGAUGCUGCGACUUGAUCCGACUUCCGGCACAUUCACAUCGGUGCACCUGCAAUUCAUACGGAUAUGCGUUGAGACGAGAUCGUACGCCGCGGCGAACCCGAUCCUUGAUAACUACAUCCACAGCCUGCCAGGCAGCAUUCCUCAGGUCGUGCGGGAAUCCCUGGAGUUCUCCGUGCCAGCGUCAGACAAGCUCACGAAUAGCGGAGAGUUCAUUCACGCAAAGUCGGGACAUAGUGAUAAGAUUUCACUCCCUGAUUUGCAGGAAUACUAUCUUUUGGGAUCACACGCAUACAUAGGACAGCGGCAAUGGGCGAAGGCCAUGCGCCUACUAGAGCAUAUCUUGGUUACGCCAGUAGUAACCGGUGUGGGCAAUGGAUUGAUGCUCGAAGCAUACAAGAAGUGGGUCCUAGUCACUUGCUUGGUGCAUGGUACUGCCAAACCGCUCCCUCGCACCACCAACACGAGCGCAUUCAAGGGCAUCAAGGCCGCAUCUAAAGCCUACGACGCGCUCGCAGAUGCAUUCGCCGACCUGAGCAACCUGCCCAAACUGCGCGCACAAAUCAACGCGGGCAGAGACACCUGGGCGGAGGACGGCAACCUCGGCCUCGUGAACCAGCUUGCAGAGAACCAAUAUCGCUUCUACGUCGCUCGACUGUCGCGGACCUUCUCCGCCAUUCCCGUGUCGAAGAUAGCCGCCGCGCUGGACGGCACCGUGCAAAACCUAACGACGUACCUGGAAGGCCUCAUCGCAAACGGCGACCUAAACGCCAGCCUCGAGCAGACAAACCGACCCGAGCUAGGCGUCGUCCUCCGAUUCUACCCAGACCCGACCAAAGGGCCCCUCGCGAAGACAGAGAAGCAGCAGCUGCAGGCCCUCCUCGCGCAAACGGAGCGCACGAAUCUGCUCGCCGAGCAGGUCAAGAGCGCGGACUACAGGCUGAGCUUGACCAAGGAGUACAUCGAGCACAUCAAGCGCGUGAAUAAGAAGGCGACGCAAGGUGGAGGCGGGGGAGACGCCAUGGACAUGCAGUUCGAGGAGCCGCUGGAGGAAGACCUGAUGCAGUGA
Messenger RNA from Aaosphaeria arxii CBS 175.79, 1509 nucleotides. RefSeq lists its product as uncharacterized. Gene Ontology annotation, cellular component: COP9 signalosome. Lineage: Eukaryota; Fungi; Ascomycota; Dothideomycetes; Pleosporales. The record is from RefSeq and is a predicted model, not a curated record. The transcript is spliced from 5 exons. The coding region runs from base 1 to 1509 and encodes 502 amino acids. Gene Ontology annotation, biological process: ubiquitin-dependent protein catabolic process.